Sceloporus undulatus (fence lizard) is the source of this 1147-nucleotide messenger RNA. It is a transcript of the gene CER1, whose product is annotated as cerberus 1, DAN family BMP antagonist. The record is from RefSeq and is a predicted model, not a curated record. The transcript is spliced from 2 exons. Bases 161 to 940 code for a protein of 259 amino acids. Lineage: Eukaryota; Metazoa; Chordata; Lepidosauria; Squamata; Phrynosomatidae. Gene Ontology annotation, molecular function: morphogen activity. Gene Ontology annotation, biological process: signal transduction involved in regulation of gene expression; determination of heart left/right asymmetry.
UUUCUUUCUCUCCCCGUGUUCAGCAGCUGGAAUCUAAAACCCUUGGCCUUGUUUAUAAAUGUAGCAGCCUUUUACCUUUUUUGAAAAAACGAGGGGAAGAGGAACAAGUGUUCUGCAGAACCUUAAGGAAUAAGCCAUUGCAGACAAGAAUUGCUGCACCAUGUAUGUGUUGCUGCUUCAGACACUACUGAUUUCCUGGCUUGGAACCACAGAACAAACUGGCGGACUGCAAAAGAAAAGGAGGAAAAGAACUCCACCUUUCUUGUCUCCAGAUAUACUAACAAAAUAUCUUUUGGACUAUGAAGGAACUCUGGAAGAGCCCAGUUUGUUUGGGACACACCGCUUGAAAGAAAUGGAGAACAAGAAGCAAGACGGACAUCAAACCUCUAAAUCUAUUUUACCUUAUAUAGGUACACAUGCAACUCCGGAUUUGGGAAGCUGGGUUCUGCCAAGUCCAUUCCCUCACCCUCAUAAUCCUCUUUCCCACCCUAAGAGGAGGAAAUCAGAAUCUUUCUUCCGGAAAGAUGCAAAGAAGUUUUGGGAUAUUUUUAUGUUGAAAAACAAGUCAAGGUCUGAAGAGGUUGUCCUUCCCAUCAAGACCAGCGAAAUGUACCAGGACAUCUGCAGUGCUCUCCCUUUUUCUCAGAGCAUUACGCAUACCAACUGUGAGAAUCUGGUGAUACAAAACAAGCUGUGCUUUGGGAAAUGCAGUUCUUUCCAUGUUCCGGGUCUGGAAGAUCGCCUUUAUACCUUCUGUUCUCACUGCUUGCCUACCAAGUUCUCCAUGAAACGUCUGGAGAUGAACUGCACAAGGGCGGCACCCAUCAUCAAGGUGGUUAUGAUUGUAGAAGAAUGCAGAUGUGAAGUUCAGAGAACAAAUACUCCUGAAAUAGGUUUUCUACAUUCCGAUUUGUAUGAAAACGUCUAUGAACACAACUGAGGCUUUCAAAAGUACAUGAACACUUAGCAAAAGUCAAAUUUCACUUAAAUGCCAUCACAACAUUUCAAUUCUCUAUUUAUUAAACUUGUGAAGCAGUGCAUUUGUAUAUACCCUCCUCCUCCAACUAUUAUUACAGAACUGGGUUAAUAUUUCUUGUAGCCUGUGCUGUUUUAAGGGACCUUUACACUAUACAUAUUUCUUUUUGGU